ACAGCUUGAUUUUUCUUUGUCUACGGUACAACAGCUGAUCUGGAUGGCGUUUGUUUUGCGUUUUAAAGGGAAAUAACCGUCUGACAUGAGGAAGUCGUAUGAAGCAAGAGGACUUGAAACAUCGUCAGGCAAUUAGAAGAUCGCUGCUGUCACUGACCGUGUUGAGAAGUAUCGCAGCAGAUUAACAUGGCUGCGAAUCGAGGAGUAAUUAGCCUGAGGUUUAAUCAAGACCAAGGAUGUUUUACCUGCUGCAUGGAGACUGGGAUGAGGGUCUAUAAUGUAGAACCACUUGUGGAAAAAGCUCAUUUUGACAAUGAGCUGAUGGGGAGUAUUGGAAUGGGUGAAAUGCUAUGGAGAACAAAUAUUGUGGCGGUUGUUGGUGGUGGAACCAGGCCCAAGUUUGCUGACAAUACAGUUCUCAUCUAUGAUGAUUUGGCAAAAAAAUUUGUCCUUGAGAUAACUUUCACCAGUACGGUUAAGGCAGUUAGAUUAAGAAGGGACAAGCUGAUUGUUGCACUGCAACGAGAAAUUCAUGUAUUCUCAUUCCCUGCGCCAACCAGAAGACUGCUGACUUUAGAAACCAGGGAAAAUCCCAAGGGUUUGGUGGAGAUUGCAACGCUUGCCACAGCGCAAAAACAGCUGCUUGUAUUUCCUGGGCACAAAUUGGGCCAUGUUCAUCUAGUCGAUUUAGCUGCUACUGAUGCAGGAAGUUCUAGCACACCGGCAACUCUCUAUGCUCACCUGGGUGCGCUAGCCUGCUUGGCAGUAAAUGCUAGUGGUACAAUGAUCGCAACAGCUUCAGAGCAAGGUACCCUGGUCAGAGUUUGGGACAGUGUUCGCAGACAUCUCAUGGUCGAAUUAAGGAGAGGUGCGGAUCCUGCUACUCUGUAUUGUAUAAACUUCAGCAGGGAUUCUGAAUUCUUGUGCGUAUCAAGCGACAAGGGGACUGUGCACAUAUUUGCAUUGAAGGACACACACCUCAACCGCAGAUCAACAUUUUCAAGCAUCAGUUUCUUAGGCAAUUAUGUAGAAAGUCAAUGGGCGCUAGCUACGUUUACAGUCCCACCUGAGUGUGCUUGCGUCUGUGCAUUUCGCUCUCGAAACUCCGUAAUUGCUGUGUGCUUGGAUGGUACCUUCCACAAAUACGUUUUCACAGCUGAUGGUAACUGCAAUCGAGAAGCGUUUGAUGUUUUUCUGGAUGUCUGUGAUGACGAUUUUUAAUUAUAAACUCAUCUAUUUACAUAACAUAUUGCAUAAUGCAGGGGCUCAGGAUGUGCACUCGGUGGCUCGGUGCAGCCACAAGAUCAAUCAAUAAACAAUGCAUUCUGCUUGAUGCUAGUAGAACAACUGGCGCAUCAUUUCCAAAUGAGUUUCACACGACUGCAACA
Molecule: messenger RNA, 1388 nt
Organism: Diprion similis
Lineage: Eukaryota; Metazoa; Arthropoda; Insecta; Hymenoptera; Diprionidae
Product: WD repeat domain phosphoinositide-interacting protein 4-like
Exons: 8
Coding region: 187-1221 (344 amino acids)
Biological process (GO): nucleophagy; protein lipidation; autophagy of mitochondrion
Cellular component (GO): phagophore assembly site membrane; cytosol; extrinsic component of membrane
Molecular function (GO): protein binding; phosphatidylinositol-3,5-bisphosphate binding; phosphatidylinositol-3-phosphate binding
Source: RefSeq, a predicted model, not a curated record